GCCGCUGCACGGCCACAGCAAGAGAAAAUGACAAGUGGGGAGAGAAAUGUGUGAGAAACAAACCACCGAAUCAUUUCCAGCCUCAGAGGGUUUUUUUUUUUUUCAUUUUCCACCGACUUUAGUUAUGUAAGAGAUUAACCGUGUGGCUGAAGGUGGAGAUGUUUGGAGCGCACAGGCUGCUUCGCUGGAAUUAGUGCCUGUGCACCGUCAUGUGGCUGCUGGCUGAAGGCUGAACGCUGCGACCGAGCCUCCGCCUGUCUCACCGGAGAACCAGGCUCCAUGUCAACAUGCCAACGUUUUCAGUCAUGUACAAAGGAGCUGUGAUCAUCAGCAGGACACUAAUGGGUCCAUACGGAGUCGACCGAGCUGUUCAUUCCAUGGAGUUUACAGACUGUGAGAAUGGCCUAGGAAUUAAAGUGAUAGGUGGAGUGAAAGAGCUAACUGGAGAGGAGUUUGGAGUCUACGUCAAACGAAUUUUGCCAGGUGGCCUUGCUUCAACUGAUGGAAACCUGAUGCCAGGGGACCAGAUCUUGGAGGUGAAUGGAGACAGCCUAGUAGGUGUCACAAGUGAAAGAGCUGUGGAUAUCUUGAGAGCAGCCUCUGCAACCAAUCACAUGCGACUUCUUGUAGCCAGAGAUGAGGAAGCAAAGAGGGAAUUUGCUGAUCUGCUAGAGAAAUAUGGAUCUAAUGGCAGCACUGGAUCAACACGGAACUCUCCGAUCCAGCAAGGAGGUCGCUACCUGGAUAGCACAUCAUCCGGUUCCUCGUCACGCUCCCAGAGUCCUUUGCUGUUGAGCCCAGCAGGCUCUCAGAGCAUGUACAACAACAGUGGGCCCAUGCUGCGCUCCCUCAGUCAUCCAGGUGAAGGGGUGAUUCAGCUUAUUUCAAUAGCACGAUCCGGCAGUUUAGGCAUCACCAUUGGAGGAGGCUCCAACAGGCCUGACGGCCCUGCAGUCUUCAUCCAGGAAGUCCUGUCAGGAGGAGACUGUCACCGGGAUGGACGGCUGAGACCGGGAGAUCAGCUCAUUGCCAUUAACAAGGAGUCCUUGAUUGGUGUGACACAUGAAGAGGCCAAAAGCAUGCUCAACAAAGUGAAAUUCAGCCAAGAUACUGCUGUGGACAUAGCCUUCAUCCCAGGGAAAGGACUUUUUCCAAGCAGCUCGUCUCUGCACAAUGGGGUCCAGCGAGCCUCGGGCAACAGCUACAACUCUGGACGCUUAAAAGUCCACAUCCGUUCACCCGAGAUCUGUACAGAGGAGCCAGCCCCACCGUCCUCACCUUCUCCUGACAUCUGUCCUCCAGAUGUUCAUGUUUCAGGUUCAACCAGCCAGAGAUCCCCGACAGGAGCGAAACCUAAGAUAACCCUGGACCCUUACAUUCGCCUCAAAUCAGACAAAUUAGACUUGGCCUUGUCCUUCCUUGGUUUGGAUGUCACAGAAGAGAAGAAGAAGAAGCUGCGACAGAGUCUGACCACAGACCCACAAGGCACCGUGGCCUAUGGAGACUUUGUGGAGGCAACCCGCAACAUCUUCCAGGAGAACCUGGAGGAGCUGGGCUUGGAGACAGGUCCCUUCACAUUCUCCUACCAUGAAGCAGCUAGUCUGAUGGAUACAUCAGCCUUCCACUCACCUACAUAUGAAUCCGAGUGCAGCUACAGCAGUGAGGAGAUGGAGCAGUUUCAGACUGAGGUGAAGCAGCUGCAGACGCAGAUGAAACAGCUCAAGGUGAUGCUGAAGGACAUGGAACACAGCAAGAAAACCCUCGAGGAGGAGUUGCAGAAGACCUCAGAGAAAGCCUGUCUGACUGUAGAGGAGAACACUCGCCUGAAGAGUCGUCUGCAGGCGGCCGAGGCCGAGGCGGUGCAUCGGCAGGCCGGCAGUGCUGAGCAGGACUAUGAAGAAGUCAUCCAGCUGCUGGAGGCUGAGAUCAGAGACCUGAAGAGCCAGCUGGCCACCAAGAAGCAAAGACGGGGAGCAGAGUCCAUGCAGGAGGAGGUGGGCGAACUGAAGAGGAGGCUGACGACUAUCGACUGCCAGCUGAAGAAGUCCGAGCUGAGCAGGAAAUAUCUGGAGAUCUCCAACAAGAAACUGCUAGGCUUUGCUCAGAACGUCCACAAAGUGCUGACCACGCCCAGCCUAUUUGGAGAAGGGGGGAGUAACAGGUCGUCUCCUGCCACGGAAAGCCCCGACAUCCCAUCACCAAUUCCUGACCCUGCCUUCCAGCUGGCUGUGGAAGCCAAAGAGCUGGUGGAGGGGGUGUGUACUCUCACAACUGAUAAAGAACUGGUGAGUGCAGAUGCAGCAUCCGCUCCAGAUGUCAGUCCUCAUCAUGUGUGAACAGCACCAAGCCAAAGAGGACUGAGUCCAGACCUGGGCUGGGCAGGAGAGGCCCAACGAGCAGCUGACGUCGCCAUGCACUUCACCACAGUCCGCAGCAAACACAACACCAUUCUACGACAGGACACGACGACACCACUUUGUUAAACCCUCACUGGGACAGACUGACCACGUUUUAAUGCCAAAGCCUGUUUGUGCACAUGAAAUUAGCGUGCUCCCUCCAAUUACUCCACAUGCUCCCCACAGGGCUCAGCAUGGGAUCAGUCUCAUCCUGUCAGUAGCACAUCACAUGUACAGAAGUCUCUGUGAGAAGUGCUCUGACUAACAUCUGCUGGAAUUCUCUCCUGUGUUACUCUUUCAGCAGGUGGUACAGGUGGAGCUGCAUGACCAAGUCCUCCACACACUCCCAUCAAUGCUGUAGACCUUGUUAAUACUCUUGCCAACCUCUUUUCUAUCCUGACAAACACAAACUCAUCUCCACUCCGUGAAAGAAGGACUGGUUACUUGGAAAGCUGAUGUGUACAGCGUGUCCCCCUGUGCCAGAACCUCCAUGACAAAUUUGCUCGUUUGCUCUGACACAACAUCUGCCAUGCUUCCUACCCUCGCGCCCUUACUCACACUGUCAUGGAAGACAAGAUAUGAGGGUUUGAAGGUGCAGCGCGGAUCAUCUCAUCUAAAUGCCUGGUUCAUGUUGAUGUGUCUCCUGCAUUCAGGAGUGGUGUACCUGUUGCCGUAGCUCCAGCUGUGUUAAACUGUGUUUGGUAUUCCGUGUAGGCAGACCUCAGUCUUAGGCUACAUGUUCAACAUAGAUUUGAUUUCUACAGACAUCUGCAACUGCAGUGACAAUGAUGACAUGUCCUUUACUUCAACCAGAUUGCAUCUUUGGUGUGGCCUCAUUCUUUCUGUUACUGUUUUAUAUUAAAGGAAUAACUGAUGACCGAA
Messenger RNA from Oreochromis aureus, 3278 nucleotides. Its product is annotated as syntaxin-binding protein 4. The coding region runs from base 288 to 2336 and encodes 682 amino acids. Gene Ontology annotation, molecular function: protein binding. The transcript is spliced from 21 exons. The record is from RefSeq and is a predicted model, not a curated record. Lineage: Eukaryota; Metazoa; Chordata; Actinopteri; Cichliformes; Cichlidae.